GUCAUUUUCAGAGCACCUAUAAAAUCGCUUCAGGAAGUACGUUCUAGCCUUGAAAAUCGUGAUCUCUUCCAGCUAACAUUUAAAACACAACGCCAGUUGUACCACUACCUGCAGUCUGUUGCGUUAGGAAAUCACUACUUUUAGAAUUCUCUCUAAUCACCCAUUAAGAGACGGGAAGUCUGAAACCGUUUGUCACUUCUUGCUGACUGACUAUGACGACUACAAAAGAUGGUUGGCUACUAGAAUCCUUCAGCGGAAUGUGGUUCAGAGAAACGGGAGUCAAAGUUUCAAACAGAAUUCUCAAUAGAAUGCAAGGUAGUUCGGGUGAGACGACUAGUAGCAUAAGCAGUACCAGUAGCAGCGGCAGCGCCGAAGAGACCGGACAACUUGCACUCUUCUCAUUCAUAUCCCCAACACAUCGCAGCGCGGAGCAGCACUAUCUGCGAGCAACUCUCGCGGGCAACAUACAUUUGAAGGAUGGUUUGUUGCUCAGCUCAAAGGAAAAAUGCGUACUUUAUCCACUGGUUCACUUCACAGAGAACCAGGAGACAUUACAGCACAUGCAUCAACAAGGCCAGCUUCUCGAUGAACAUGCACUGGGGAGUGACUUCAUUCUACAUCAAGGAUUAUAUCGGGAGGUGAGAAGCAUUAUUCCAGAGACAGAGUUGCUGUCUUCAUCUCCACAUCAUCACACUGCUUACAUGCUCUUAGGUUUCAAAAAUCUAGAGAGGAAUUUCAGUCAGGUAAUGCUGAACACUUGGAAGGACUGGACAGGAGCACGUCACAUUUAUCUGAACCUUCCUGACGAGCUGGGUCUCACCAGGAUAAGUUUAUACCACAGAGAAGCUCCCCACAAUCUCUCUCUCUUCAUGUACAUUGUACUUGUGGAGUGCAAAGCAAUUACAUCACUGGAGCACCAGGUUCAGUUGUUGGAUUUCGCACAACGGAUGAGAGCAGAGCGUAUGUCUGGAUCCAUUUCUGUGUACAGUUCUGAGCCCCUCUCCAGAAGCCAAUCAGCAACCAGUCGUCAGUUCAUUGCUAGCAACUCGAUGGGAGACAUUUUAACUGGACUGCAUGAUACUCACAUCUCUUCAAAUUUCAAAUGCAACUCAACGCGAUGGUUUCACCCCAGUCCAGAGUGAGUCUUGUGAUGGCUGUGUUUUUGCAAACUGCAGCUUCUCAGCAGUACUCACACAAAAUAAAUCACUGAAAUGCAACAGCACAGAACUGUAUUCUGUCAUUUCAGAAUGAAAGGAACCAACUUAUUUGUUAUGAUAACAAAGAUGACUGAUUUUCAAAGAAGACAACAAAUAUACAUGAUGCAGACACCUUGCUUAACAGACCAGUUGUCCAAAUUAUUUUAGAAAAUUAGUAUUCAUUUAAUCAGUUAUGGAUAUUUAACUAGUUUAGAUAAUAAGUUAGUCCUAGGUUUAAACCAAGCAGGUUAGCUCCAUGGUAACAAUUUUGACUUCUAUUCAGAAAGUAGCCACUUUGAAUCUCAGCUGGAGCACUGGGCAACUUAAGGUUUCUCGUGGCUUUCUUCAGCCCUUCCAUAAGAUACACAUAUGUUUACCACUUACUUCCUGGUAAUUUCCAUUUCACAGUAUAUAACCAUUCACCAACCUCAUGUGAUAUCAUAUGAUCGUUAAAUACCAAACUGAUUUAGAUUUACACUUAGGAGGCUAGGUUAGGCAACGACACAGUAACUUGCAUCAGGAGGUAACCACUUCAAAUUCCACUGGAUGAAAGGUAACCUGACUGAGGUCUUUCAUCAUUUUCCUCAAAUUUUAUAAAUUAGUUGUUAAGACAGUACCUUGAAAUAGGCCAUAACCACUUUUAUCCCAGUCUUUUCCAGUUUAAUUUCAAUAAUCAUUUUCUUAUUUCACAUAACAUUUGGUAUAUCUGCAGCUGAUCUAGAAUCUUCAUAUAAUCUAUGGGUCAACCAAUCUCCCCUCAUUUAAGACUCUUACUGUUCACAUAUAUUUCAAACUACUAUCAGAAGACAGCAUCCCACAAAAAUAAUGGAGGUAAACCUCCAAGCAUUCUUAGUCAUGAGAUGGCUGAGUAAUCUUCAAACUCUGGCCACUUUACUCCAGGGGAGUCUCCAGUAUUCACUGACCAAGGGAUUAAUGGAACUUGGAGUAGCUCCAUUCCCUGGGGUAAAGUGGCCAGACUGUGGAGAUAACUGAGCCAUCUCAAGACUAAGAAUGCUUGGAGGUUUACCUGUUAUUUUUGACAGACUGACAGUCCUCCCUAAAACACUGUUAGCACUUCAUGCAGAAUCUAACAACAGUGCUUUCAUUAGUAAUGACAUCUUAUAUCCAACAUUGAAUGACCAACUCUACGCCAAAGGUCAAACACCAUCAAAAUACCAGUAAUACUAAAAUGGUUGUGAAGAAAGGGAACAGGGGGAAAAAUAUAUUAAACUUCAUAUAAAUGUUUCUUUCUUUGCAAUAAAAUGUAAUAAAUCUGUUUUGUUAUUAAUUA
Molecule: messenger RNA, 2487 nt
Organism: Cryptotermes secundus
Lineage: Eukaryota; Metazoa; Arthropoda; Insecta; Blattodea; Kalotermitidae
Exons: 7
Coding region: 213-1142 (309 amino acids)
Source: RefSeq, a predicted model, not a curated record